GGAUGAUUCAUUGGAUGCUCAUUGACACAUUGGGUCGGUCCGGCGCACACAUGCAUGCAAACAUCCCCCACUCACACCGACAGCAACACCUCACAUCCGACACGAACAACCACAUGUUUGCAGACUCACUGCGUUCUCUCCCAUUUCGUGCUGUCUGUCUGUCUGCUUUGGUCGCCCGUCGGUGUCUGCCGAUCGCUCAUCGAGAAGGGAUGCCUCUCCAUGGACAGACGGCAGACACCGCCCUGAGACGAGAGCAUACACCAAGACACACGAAACAGACACAACGCGAUUGAUGUAUGUAUCAUCUCAUAGCCGCUUUCUUCCCUCCCCGUGUCUGUCAUUCGUGUGCCCCCAUAUGUGCAGGGCAGCAGAUCGACGACGAGUCACCGGCCCAUCAGUGUGUGUGACGUGCCGGCAUUUCAUCGAACGACGCGCCACCCGACACACACGGCAGCAGAAAAGGGGCAGAGAGAGCAUACCACACGAUACAUAGUCGGAAGGGAAGGAAAAUAUGUUUGUGUGUAUAUGUACAGAUCUGGCUGACUGCAUACGAAUACCUACAUAGGUGGACAUAUACAUAUACAUAUACACUAGCCGCCCCGUGCACCACACUCAGACACAGGUCGAGAUGAUAUGGCCGCCCACCCGCGGGCCGCCCACCAAGUCAGGCAGUCAGUCAGUCAGUCAGGCAGUCAGCCAGGCCGUUAGUCAGUUGAUGUGCAUGCCGGUGAGUGAGGCCACCAGGUGGCUCAGCGGGUCGCGCGCAGCCCGGGGAAUCCGCAGCACAUUGUCGCCACGCAGUGACAGCUCCUGUGUGGCGCACACUGACAGACUAACACGGUACCUGCACACACACACACACACACACGCACACACACACAUGGUGUGUUGGUUCAUCUGUGUGUGACCCCCCAUUCCCCCUCCCACCGUGUGACGUCCGAUUUGUUGAGUUGUGUGUGUGGCGGCAGGACCUCCUUCACCCUGCCCUCCAGGCCGUUGAUCUCCGGCCGACGGACCACACCGCACAACCACACAUCAUCGCCAACUCCAACCGAACCAGACCUGGUCACACACAGAGAGAGCGGAAGUUGUGAUGGCUGACAGACAAGCGGCUGCAUAUUCUCUCUGAUUCAGUGACGCACUGACUCACUCACUCGGUAUUGUCGUCUUUGCCUUUGGUGAGCUUUCUGACGUGCCCCUGGCACACGGCCAUCCUGGCUAGGUGCAGUCGGAGUAUUGCUCUGUCCUGCUCGGCCGGCCCAAACCACUUGAAGGCCUCCAUGUUCUCCUCGACCUUCGCCCCCCUCUCUGCCCCAAUGAUGACGGCCGCCCACUUGGCGGCCAGCUCACGGCGGCCCGUAAUGAGGCCAUGGCGACUGAAGAAGAGGCCGUGGUGGGCCGUCAUCAGACAGUCGGCAUACGACUGGCCCAGGGAGUCGUCUUCGAGGGCCGUGGCGUAGUAGUAGCUGGCCAGCCAUGUGGCUGCCGUGCCGUCGGAGUGCCUGACGGCCACCUCACGCAACGGGCCGCCCAGCUCAUCGGCCACCGGAGCGGCAGACAACGACGAGCCAGAGGGCUUCUGGAUGCGCUCAAUGACACAGCAAUUGUCCUGCAGACAGACAGACAGACAGACAGACAAACACUCCACUCAGAGAGUAUCUCAAUCUGUCUCACCUGUCGGCACGUGGGGCACCUGAAGAGGACCAUCUGCUCACCCCGGGCGCCCGUCGGCCGCGACGCAGAAUCGGCGAAAAACGCCUUGGCCUCGCCACUCAGACACUGCAGUGCCGGCAGUCAGCAAACAUACAAACACAAGUGCAUCCCUUCCUGCCUGCCUCUCUGUCUGCCUGCACUCACCUCAAAGCAGAAAAAGUGGUCGCAUCUGAGCCUCGCGAGAUCGGUCUUGCCUGCAAGUGCCUCAUGGCAGAUGACACACUGGGCAUCUUUGGGUGGCAUGACAUAGCGCCGCGGGAGGACGUAGGCAGCCAUGGGAUGCCUUCCUCCUUCCGACGUAUGAGUUAUCUAUGCCCCAACCCAACUCUGGUGGUCUAUGCGUCACACACCAGCUGCACAUGCACACACACGGCCAACAAUACCUAUGAAUGCAUUGUGCGCAUUUCUCUCCACUGCACGUCCUGG
Messenger RNA from Vitrella brassicaformis, 2139 nucleotides. Lineage: Eukaryota; Vitrellaceae. The record is from the annotation of a GenBank genome assembly.